Molecule: messenger RNA, 1944 nt
Organism: Dujonia railenensis
Lineage: Eukaryota; Fungi; Ascomycota; Pichiomycetes; Serinales; Debaryomycetaceae
Source: the annotation of a GenBank genome assembly
AUGUUAUCAGCUGCUAGAAAUAACACAUUAAAGAACGCCUUGCGUCCUUUAGCCCGUUUCCAAUCGUCAUCGGCUGGUCCAAGCGGUCCAGUUAUCGGUAUCGAUUUGGGUACCACUAACUCCGCAGUUGCCAUCAUGGAAGGUAAGAUUCCAAAGAUCAUUGAAAACUCUGAAGGUGGUAGAACUACUCCAUCUAUCGUCGCCUUCACCAAGGAUGGUGAAAGAUUGGUUGGUAUCCCAGCCAAGAGACAAGCUGUUGUCAACCCAGAAAACACUUUGUUUGCUACCAAGAGACUUAUUGGUAGAAGAUUCGAGGACCCAGAAGUCCAAAGAGAUUUAAACCAAGUCCCAUACAAGAUUGUUAAGCACAACAAUGGUGACGCUUGGUUAGAAGCUAGAGGUGAAAAGUACUCUCCUCAGCAAAUCGGUGGUUUCGUCUUAAACAAGAUGAAGGAAACCGCUGAAGCCAACUUGGGUAAGACCGUCAACAACGCUGUUGUCACUUGUCCAGCUUAUUUCAAUGACGCCCAAAGACAAGCUACCAAGGAUGCUGGUAAGAUUGUUGGAUUGAACGUCUUGAGAGUUGUUAACGAACCAACCGCUGCCGCUUUAGCUUACGGUUUGGAAAAGAAGGAAGGUGAAGUUGUUGCCGUCUUCGAUUUAGGUGGUGGUACUUUCGAUGUCUCCAUCUUAGAUAUUGGUGCCGGUGUCUUUGAAGUUAAGUCCACUAACGGUGAUACUCACUUGGGUGGUGAAGAUUUCGAUAUCGCUAUUGUCCGUAACAUUGUUGAAAACUUCAAGAAGGAAUCCGGUAUUGAUUUACAAAAGGAUAGAAUGGCCAUUCAAAGAAUCAGAGAAGCCGCUGAAAAGGCCAAGAUUGAAUUAUCAUCCACUGUUUCCACUGAAAUCAACUUACCUUUCAUCACCGCUGAUGCUUCAGGUCCAAAGCACAUCAACCAAAAGAUGUCUAGAUCUCAAUUCGAACUGUUGGUUGACCCAUUAGUUAAGAAGACUGUCGACCCAUGUAAGAAGGCUCUUAAGGAUGCUGGUUUAGCCACUUCCGAUAUCUCAGAAGUCAUCUUGGUUGGUGGUAUGUCAAGAAUGCCAAAGGUUAUUGAAACCGUUAAGCUGAUCUUCGGUAAGGAGCCAUCCAAGGCUGUUAACCCAGAUGAAGCUGUUGCUAUGGGUGCUGCCAUUCAAGGUGGUAUCUUAGCUGGUGAAGUCACUGACGUUGUUCUUUUAGAUGUCACUCCACUUUCCCUUGGUAUUGAAACCAUGGGUGGUGUCUUCGCUAGAUUAAUCUCUAGAAACACUACCAUUCCAGCCAAGAAGUCUCAAAUCUUCUCCACUGCUGCUGCCGGUCAAACCUCUGUUGAAAUCAGAGUCUUCCAAGGUGAAAGAGAAUUGACCAGAGACAACAAGUUAAUCGGUAACUUUACCUUAUCUGGAAUCCCACCAGCACCAAAGGGUGUCCCACAAAUUGAAGUCACCUUUGACAUUGACACUGAUGGUAUCAUCAAGGUCUCUGCCAGAGAUAAGGCUUCCAACAAGGAUGCUUCCAUCACUGUUGCUGGUUCUUCAGGUUUAUCUGAUUCAGAAAUCGAAAAGAUGGUUAACGACGCUGAAAAGUUCGCUGAAUCUGAUAAGGCUAGAAGAGAAGCUAUCGAAGCUGGUAACAGAGCUGAUCAAUUAUGUAACGAUACCGAAAACUCCUUAAAUGAAUUCAAGGACAAGGUUGAAACUGCCGAUGCUGACAAAUUAAGAGAACAAAUCGUUGCCUUAAGAGAAAUUGCUGUCAAGGCUCAAUCUGGUGAAGAAGUUGAAGCUUCAGAAUUAAAGACUAAGACUGAAGAAUUACAAAACGAAUCAUUAAAGGUUUUCGAAAAGUUAUACAAGAACUCUGAAAAUAACAACUCUUCUUCCGAAGAACCACCAAAGAACUAA